UCUGCCACUUCCUCACUCGUCACCAGAGCGAGAGAGAGAGAGAGAGGCUGAGUGAGUGUGUGGAGUUCCAGAAGAAAAGGAAAUGGCGGAAACAAACGGAGAUGAAACACUAAACGGAGAGGCGGCGCCACCGACUGAGAAGGAGGAAAUGAACUGGAGAGAUCAAACGUUUAUAAAGAUAGAAAAUCCACGAGAGGAGGAGACUCUGUACGGCGUUCUCCGUCGUUUCUUCGCAGAGAUCUUCUUUCUUGAUCCAAAAAAUUCCUCUUCUUUUCUUGAGAGGAUCAAAUCUUCCGUGUCUCACAAUGGUCCUCUGCUUCGCAAAGGUUUCAGGAACUCGAGCCGAGAUCUUCUACAAUGGACUCGCCGAGGCAGUGCUAUUCGUGCAAUCCUGGUCGUCUCUGUUGGAACUAUCCUUCUCCUGGCCUUGACAGGAUUGCUGGUUUUUGUACUUUUCUUUCUGGCGGCAACUAUCAAUGCAGUUAUCGUCUCUCUUCUCAUCUCUUUAGCUGCUGCAGGAGGCUUCUUAGCUAUUUUCUUCGCCUGUGUGACAGCAAUUUACAUUGGAGCAUUGUCGGUGGCUGCUUUUGCAAUUGCCACUGCAACAGUCUCAACAAUCAUUGCUGUUGUAGUUGCUACAGGUUGGAUUGGAUUCUUCUGGACUGUGUGGUUGGCAACAAAGAAAAGCAUGGGACUUGCUAAACAUUCACUGGUCAUGACUGGGUCAGCAGUUUCGGCAUAUUCUGCUGCCCUACAAGUUCGCCACCAUCAUGAAGCUGCUAAGGUUGACUGAAGGAAAAUUCUAGAAAGAGUUCCAUGUAUGUUGUCAUAUAUGCCUUCAGUCUUAUGAAGAUAGUGAUGGUAUAGCUUUGUUUUUUCAUGUUAGUUUCUUUUGUGUAUAUUAUAUAGUGUGAGACAAUCUGCCUUCCACUUGGAGAUGAUAGAAAUAAAAAACCUGUUGUUGUAAUA
Molecule: messenger RNA, 969 nt
Organism: Macadamia integrifolia
Lineage: Eukaryota; Viridiplantae; Streptophyta; Magnoliopsida; Proteales; Proteaceae
Exons: 3
Coding region: 83-793 (236 amino acids)
Source: RefSeq, a predicted model, not a curated record